AUGACCUCUGGGGUUUCGGGAAUCGUGACAGCCGUUGGAGCCCGACUGCAGGCAUAUAUUUGGGGGUAUUAUGUGGUGAGAAAGACUAACAAACGACGUCUAUUAGCUGCAUACGAUUUGGUGUCGAGAGGAAAAUUAACAAGCGUGUCCUCUGGACUCCAUUGGCGGUACCGGUUCUUCCGGCCUUGUAUUUUUCCCGCCCUGAAACCAUUAUAAACUGUUUGCCGUACAGGCCAAGGCGACUCUAAUUUGCUGCGCGUGAUGGAAUUUCAGGUAAGUCUUAAUGCAAAUUUGCCCUUUUUUUUGAACCGCAGUAAUGUUUUUUGAUUUUUUUUUGUCUCUGAAUUUUUUACCCGGGUAAACAACGUUUUUCAUACGUGUAAGCUUUCAAAAAUGAUGAGACGCUUGAUCGAAAUUUUCAUUUUUGCAACGAAAACAUUAAAAGAGAACUUCGAUCUUUGGAAACUGAAAACUCCCGUCUUUUCUGAAAAAAAAUUCGCCAUGAGGUUUUUUCUUGCAAUUAUUUAAACGUUUUUUUGUGAGCUUUUUGCAUGAGUGAAACUUUUUGGGAAAAAGUAUUUUUUUGUGUUAUAAUUAUUUUUUUAGAAAAAAAUUUUUUGUCAUACAGAAAAAAAUGUUUUUUUGAAAUUUGGAUUUUAACGAUAUUAUAUAAAUAUCAUAAUGAAAAAAACCUCUCUGUGUUAAAUGAACAAGAGAUUUUUCUGAGAGUUGUGGGAAACUAUUUAUUUAUUUUUCAUUUGGAGUUCUUUAAUUCAUAACCGAUUACUUCAAAAGAUAUUUUCUUCGUCUCACUUUCACUCAAAUAACCAUCCUCCUACACUUGAAAUAGUAAAUACAGUCGGAACUGAAUGACUAGUCUGCUCAAAAGUUGUUGACACACGGUAUGAAUACCCUUUUUCAUCUUCGAAAUUCAUAACCAACCAAUCCUGCAAUGUUUGCCCAUGUACACGGAUCUAAUUUUUCUCAGCUUUCCCUUCUUUCUGGAUUUUUUCGAGCGGUGUUCGACUGUGGAAAACGUGGUGAGAAUGAAUAUUUUAUGAUGUUUAUUUGUAGGGAAGGAGCAAAAAAAAGUCUUUGGAGCACAAUUUUCUCUCGUCUUUUUCACGAUUUUUCGCAUCUAUUUAUGAAGCGACGAUUAAUGAGAAAGUUCUUUUUUUGCAAACUUCUGAAUAUUAAUUUUUCCAUUUCGAGUCUUUUUCCAGUUCUAUUCUACUUUUUUAAAAAAACUUUCAUCCGUUAAUUUUCGAUAAAAAAAUUUAUUGGCUACUAGAUUUUUUUAGAAAAAAAGGCAUCUUACGCCGUUUCAUACCAAAACGCGUUUCUAAAGUUCUCAGAAACUUCAACUGUCCAAAUUUUUUGAAAUUUUUAAAGGCAAUUGUUCUAACGGUGUGUUUUUCAUGUAUCGUAGAUUUUUGAGAUUGGGAUCUCUGAUUUUUCAGCUUCAUUUUUUUUGAAUAACAUAUUUUGCCAAAGUGACCUUGUCUGGCCAUUAUUUUCCAUUUUGAAGUUCUCACCAUAAUUUUUUUGAGAUUUCUUCCCACGCUAAAGCCAUAUCAAAACAACCUCUUCCGCAUGGAUGUUGAUGACUUCCAAAAACUUAGUUUAUUUUGAGUUCUUUUUAUUCCAUCAACAAAAAAGGUGUUUGACGGAAUAAAGGACGGAAAUUGUUUGCGCAUGAAAUAAGUAGCUUGUGGUCCAAAAAAAUUCCGAGAGUCAAUGACCAAAGGCAUAGCACAUGCCCACUGAAGAAUGAGCGAAAGCGGGCGGGAAGAAGCAAGAAAAACGCGCUCGGCAGCCUCCGCUGCUUUCCGCGAGAUCAAUAUGCAACCGCGAGUUGCUAUCCAUAGAUGUUCCUAUCUCACACGCUCUCCGUUUUUUUUGUUUCCCAUUCUCUUUAGUUUGUUUUUACAAAGUUAAUUUAUAAUUAGUAGUCCUCAGAGUCUAUCUGAGCUAGGCAGAAAGCUUUUUCUGGAUUCCCUCAGCAGUUGGUCAUUGCAGAGAAAAGAGAUUGAUGGAUUUCGAAGUAUAAGAAAAACGACUUUUUUUCAAAUCAGAAAAAGCCGUCCCAGAACUCUGAGACUCCUCAAUUUUUUUAGCCGUAAAAUUAAAUAGUUUCUACCUUAUGAUCCAAACUUCUUUCUGAAGUUUCUAAUUAUAGAUCAAUUUUUUUAUAGGGAAAAAAAUUUGUAAUCUCUAGAGAAUAGAGUAUAGUUUGUGCAAAAGCUUUCGCUGAUUUUUUCGAGAAGCAAAAAGAGAUUGCUUAAAGACACACUACUUCCCGAUUAUAAAUUUCGCUUGAAAAAGUAAUUUACAACAGUCUCAAGAGAAAAAGAUCAAGUUUUUUAUUAGAAAAUGCUUUGAUAAUCUUGAGAAGUUGUAAUUGUGUAAAGUUCAUAUUACAUAUAUUUUUUGAGCUAGCGUUGAUCGAAUUACAAAACAUAGUUAUUUCGAAGCCAGCAAAAAAACGCACUUUGAAAACCUAACAACCGUUUCCCAAAAAACUUUGCAAUGGCGUUCAAAGACGCAUGAGCUGAAUAGAAUAACGAUUCCCAGUUAGAAAAUCUGUUGAUGAGGUCUCUGGCCGAAAAACAUCUGCAAUUCAGCCGUAUACUUUUUAAAAAGUUUCCAGCUUUUCCAAAUGGACGACCAUCCCGACGUCCAAGAAGUCUUCAUCGAUCUUGCCAAACAAAACCAUGGUAAACCGAAAUUUCGAAUUUCUGGCCGGUAUGAAAAUUUUCAGAGAGCGUUUUUCGUAACGAGUUGAUUGCUCUCUGUGUUCUUGUCGUCCUCCUGAUCAUCGGCUCAGUCAUCUACUUCGCUUUCCGCUCGAUGAUCUACAUGAAGAAGGUUUCUAAAUAAAAAUAUUUCUUCUAAAAAAUUUUUCCUUUCAGGACAAAGGUGAAACUGCUCCAAUCAACACCUUCGUGCCCCUGCAUGCCUCUUGA
This is a messenger RNA of Caenorhabditis auriculariae, 2966 nucleotides long. Lineage: Eukaryota; Metazoa; Nematoda; Chromadorea; Rhabditida; Rhabditidae. The record is from the annotation of a GenBank genome assembly.